Molecule: messenger RNA, 1755 nt
Organism: Dentiscutata heterogama
Lineage: Eukaryota; Fungi; Glomeromycota; Glomeromycetes; Diversisporales; Gigasporaceae
Source: the annotation of a GenBank genome assembly
AUGAGCAAUUCUUCAAAUACACUCGAUAAAUAUUUUUUUUCAACUGAGCCUUAUGAACUAAAUGCAAAUAAUAAUCCUAAAUCAUCUAAAAAAAAUGAUAAUAAAACACAUACACGAUCCAAUUGGGAUCCAAGAUGGAUUAAGAAGUAUCCAUGGCUUGAUCGUCAAAUUGAUAACCAAGGCAUGCCAGAAUUAUACUAUAUUUGGUAUACUGAAUACAAUAGGCAUUCUACUAGUAUCUUUGUUGUAGGUACAAAAAAAUUUAAAAAAGAUUAUUUAGAUAAACAUAUUGAAAUUAAAGAAUAUCAAAAAGCUGUUAAGAAAUUUACACAAUGUCAACAAUCUGAUCAGCUAGAUUUAAUGAGUAGUUUUACAGUACAAGCUGGAGUUAAUAAAUUAAAUAUAAUUGCUAAAAUGCGUUGUGUAUAUCUAUAUACAAAAAGGCAUCUUGCAGUUGAAGCAUUUCCAGAUUUAAUAGAACUAACCAAUUUACAAGUUCAAAAUCAAAUCAAAUUAGUAUAUGACAAACCUCCAAUUACCAUUGCAUCUCCUAUCUUUGGUCCUAAGAGAAUUUUUUUAAAUAUUGCAUCUGAACUAUUUUUAAAUAACCAGUUAUCAAAUUAUGCAACAUAUGAUAAUCCAAAAGCAGGAGCUGAGUUUUUACAUGCUAUUGCAGUAGUAAUUGAAGAAGAUAUUUUAGCUGAAAAAAUAUACCAAUACUUAUAUGCUAUUGUUAGCAAACAUAUUGUAGAAAACAUACCAGUACUUCGGUAUUUAGGAUUAAUUGAACUAGAUGAAACAAAUACAGAGGCUAUAGUAAAUAAUUUAAAAAAUUUUUUAAUUGCUAAAAUGCUUGAUACUCAAAAAUUAAUGCAUUUUGGUAGUAACGGAAAUAAAACUGGUGUAGCUACCCAAUUAAAAGAAAUUAAUUCAUUUAUAACAAAUUGUCAUUGUAUAGCACAUAGAUUAAAUUUAGUUGGUAAAGAUUUAGCUGAAGAAGUUUCAUAUUUUAAAGGUUAUGAAUUUACAUUAAAAGAAAUUUAUGCAUACUUUGCAACAUCACAUCAAAAAUGGAAGUAUCUUAAAUUAUUUCAAUCAUUAGAUAAUGAAGAUUCUCAAUUAUCUAUAUUAUGCGUUGUUAGUACUCGAUGGCUAUCACUUUCUAAUGCAGUUUCUAAUUUACAUCAAAUUAUCUUUUCUAUAAAAGAUGCACUUUAUGAUGAAGCUUUAAAUGAUUUCUGUGCAAAAACUAGACAACAAGCAAAAGCUUUAUAUGAUAAUAUUGAUUCAGAAUUUAUAUUAGCAACUAAAUAUCUUGCUGAUCUUCUUUCAAUAAUUAGUAAGCUAACAAAGAUAUUUCAAUCAGAUUAUGUUGCAUUAUCUGAUAUAUAUAUGCAAUUAAAUAUAGCAAUUGAAUCAAUUACAUUAGAAUUUAUUGGAUAUGAAGAUGAUGAUAUUGCACCAACUUGUGGAUACUUUUUACGAGAAUAUAUAUGCGAUACUAUUGAAUAUGAUGAAUUACCUUCAAUAUUUAAAGAAUUCGCAUUAUCAUUUAUUAAAAACCUUCAUCAAAGAUUUCCUAAUAUUGAAAAUGAAAUUCUACUUUUAGGCAAUUUUUAUGGAAAAUUUAAGCAAUAUGAUGAUAUACAUUUUCUAGCAAAAGUAAAUAGAAUCGAACUUCUUAAAGUAUGGCGUGAAACAAAAUUAGUUUUGAAAAAUUAUAAAGAGUUAGGUUUUGUUGAAGGAUGGAGAUGA